CCCAACAACGAAACUGUCAAACUAAUAUUUCCAGACAACAGAAACCCACAAAUGAUUCGCCCCAAAAGCUUUCAAUUUUAUAAAAUUCACAAACUGUUCAAUCCCCAUCCCAAAUCACUCUCUGAAACCCACUUAAUUCCUUUGAUUUAUACAAAAUCUUUAAUACCCAUUUCACAUUUUAGCAGAAGCAUUUCCCUUUCCUCUCAAUUUCGACACGAAUCCGACACGAAAGAAGUAAAUGGGAAAUCAAUUAAGUCAUUGGAAGCCGUUUUCAAAGAAGCAGUUGGGCUUGAAAUUGAAAAGGAAGAACUUACGGAAAAUUCAGGAAAAUUGAAGGUGGAAUUGAGUACUUGUACGGAAGGUUCAAUGAAAAAAGCAAAGAUUUCGAAACGGUCGAAAACCCUUUUCAAAGAAGCAAUUGGGGUGUCAAAAAAGGCAAAAAGUUUUGAACUUGAUCAAGAAUCGGAAAAGGGUUUGAAAAAGUUGUCGACUUUGUUUACGAGUAGUGCUGGUCAAAGAAAGAAGUUGAAAAAUGAGGUUAGGAAAGUAGAGGAGGUUAUUAUGGAAUAUAAGGAGUUGUCACCAGAUAUGGCUGUGUUUGCAGAGUAUUUGUAUAAGAAAGGGUACUUGAUUAAUGCGAAUUUUUUACCAAAUAAUAAGUUUGAUGUUUCUUGUUUUGUGAAUAAUUACGGCCGAGAUUUCUUGAAGUUUGCAGCUGAAAAGUUUGCCAAGGAUCAUCGCGAAAUCAACAAGUGGUUGCCCGAUAGUGAUUUGAAAAAAGUGGCCCAAUUUGGAUGCCCUUCCCUUGCGCGGAAGAAUAUUUUUUCGGCCAAAGCAAUGCGCUUUCAUUUUGGGAUUCAAGAAGAAACGGUAUGCAACAAGUGCACGCUAAAAGAGUCCUGCAAGUUUGCGAAUCAGAGUGUAUGGAAAAAGGGGGCAACGAAUAUAGACUUGCCUGUUGUGAUGAGGGUAAUAACUUUGUAUGCUCUUGAGACAGUGCCUACUAAACUGAAAGUUCCUGAUGACGUAAAGAAUGCAGCUAAUCAGUUGUUGAAAGAAGUCAUUCGUUUAAGUGAAUUGGAAUCUUGAGACUUUUUUACUCUGAUUCUUGAUUGAAUAAGUAGCAUAUGGUUCUUACAGGACUCAAAGAGCCAUAUUUAGAAACAAGUACACCGAUAUCAAUUUUUUUGGUAAUGGUGGCGCAUGAUGUGAGACCUUUGGCCAACUAGAUCAACACUCUAUCGCCAGACAAACUUUAACCGGCUGCAAUACACAUCAUUAUUAGAGAUAUCUAGCGCUUUCUUGUAUUACCUUUUUGAAUGGUAUAUUAGAUUAUAGUUAUGUUAUAUGUUAAUUAUAAUUUUUCGGAUUCCUAAUUCGUGUCAAUAUUCAACAGAUGACAGCAAUAAUAAUGCAUAAAAGUUAAAACUGUGAUUUGUAGCAUCAAA
Molecule: messenger RNA, 1448 nt
Organism: Erigeron canadensis
Lineage: Eukaryota; Viridiplantae; Streptophyta; Magnoliopsida; Asterales; Asteraceae
Exons: 3
Coding region: 52-1089 (345 amino acids)
Cellular component (GO): cytoplasm
Molecular function (GO): mRNA binding
Source: RefSeq, a predicted model, not a curated record